This is a messenger RNA of Anopheles stephensi (Asian malaria mosquito), 2896 nucleotides long. RefSeq lists its product as uncharacterized. The coding region runs from base 1011 to 2414 and encodes 467 amino acids. NCBI's taxonomy places the organism in Eukaryota, Metazoa, Arthropoda, Insecta, Diptera, Culicidae. The transcript is spliced from 6 exons. The record is from RefSeq and is a predicted model, not a curated record.
GUACUCUCGCGUUGUCCCCAGUUACUCGGGGACACUCGAUAAGUAGAGUCGGUUCGGUCGGUCCGUUGAUCGAGUGGUGAUUUUUGUAAUUAGCAACUAGCGCUGAACCUCUGGGAGGCACAAUCCACUGAGCUCAUCGUGAUCUGGUGGUGUAUCCACAAAUUGGACGAUCAACCUUAUCGCAUCGCAACAAAACAAAUGGCGUUGGCUCGAUGCUCCAUCAUCAUCAUCAUCAUCAUCGGUUGCAGUCCGUGUUCGUGACCUAAACACACACACCUGUCCACACACCGGGGGACACAUCGAAGGCACGCACGCACCCACACCGAAGGCUCGCGAGUCCAACGAAAAGCUCAGCCACCCUCACCGUAACGCGUGUGUGAUAGGUGCCGGGAUAAAAACAAACACCAGCUCACCCUCACUCUCACUCACUGAAGAGGGCAAAACGAAACGAAACGAAAAAAAAAACACGCACCCCAUUUGUUCGAAUCUAAUCAGCCAAAAAGCCACCGAAAAGCUGAUACAGCGCCCCAAACAAGCGCUCGGGAGGCGGGGAACGAACGAGGAACGCCGCGUCGUGCGGACCGUUUUAUUGUUUUAACACACCGUGUGUGCUUGCUUCUGCGGACCAUUUAGCCGUACGGUGCGGUCAGAAAAUGUGGAAGCGCGUCCCGGGACGGUUCGUGUUUUGUGUUCUGGUGCAGUGCAGCUCCGGAUAAUCGCUGGCGCCGGUCGUGGUGAAACGGAAACCGUUUUCAUACUGUGGGUGACUUUGGGUGAAGAACAGAGCCUAGCUUUUGCGUUGUGAUCGUGUUGGUUUUUGGGCGAAGUUUUGUAACUUCAAUCGAGUGAUAUCGAGUGAUUUUACAGCGCAAACAGGUGGAUGUUGUUUAGGCGCGCAGGUGAACAAAGAAAAGACGUAAACACAACAACAGUGCUCCAAUCGAAACGGAAAGCAUCCAGCAAACGAUUCAGAAUCUGUUGCCGGCGUUAAUCAUCAGGGUGGCCGCAGGAUGGGGUUCAGCUGCACACUGUGUGGACUCGGUCCACGGAUGACCGUGUUCGUAAUAGGCACGAUCACGCUGGUAUUCUCCCUGCUAAUGGCUGGCUUAGCUACGACCGCAAUACUGGCAUACAACUGUGAGAUCGACAUGACCGACUCGAAGGAAACGUACGGGCUGUAUUUGUUCUACUUCCGCUCGAAAGAGUGUGGUCCCGUUGAUCUGCGGUAUCUGGGCAUUGACGUGAACGUUAGCCUACCCUUCCCGGAGAAGACCGAUGCUGUGGAGCGAACGUUUGUGUUUGCAAUCGUAUCUGCUGCACUGCACGGUGCAUUGGCCGUUACGACGGUGCUACUCUUCGGUACCAUGUGUGUCUCUUGCUUGGGCCGCAGCUGCGUGGUGGUAGGAUUCUAUCCCUGGAUCCUGGCCAUGUUCCUUGUGCUAGCGCUCGAUGUUACCGGCUUUGUGACUUAUUUGAUCGAUUUCAUCAAUGUCAUGGAUCUCAAUGGCGUGAUAGACCUGCUAGAGCUGGACGACACCCCCCUAAUACGGCAGGUAUUGGGGCAGGUCGACGAUAUCUACUUUAUUGCGCCUUCCCUCUUUAUGUGGCUUGCGUUCAGCAAAGCGGUACUGUUUUGGUUCAUGUUUGUCGUGUUCCUAGCCGUCAUCAUAAGCCUUUCGAUGACGCUGUGGAAAGAAAACAAACCGGCUCCAGCGUACAACGAAUCGAUGCAACCCCGGCAAGUCAUGCACCCGACCAGUCCUCCGGCGGAUCUAGCCGAACCUCAUCGCUCCUCCGCCACACGGUACUUCGAUCAAGCUCCGCAGCAGCAGCAGCAGCAGCAGCAACCGCCGAUGCACGUGGUUCAUCAGCCAGUGCACGAACAUAUGCCACGAAUUUACGCACCAAUGCCACCACCAAAUCAACUUCAGUUACCCCACUCGGAUCCGCACGUGCGGCGUACGGUCGAACCGCUAAACGACGCAUACGAUUCCAGCAGCUUCCGGGAGGAUAGUCUACCGUACCAACCGGCGCCAUGCGUUCAAGAGCCGUCCGUCCCGAUGCCUCUGCACGUGAAGCAAACUGUCGAUCCAUUUACCGACAAACGGUUCUCGUACCUGCCGGGCCAACCGGCACCCUUCUCGUACCUGGCCGGACCACCGUCGGGCAAUAGUCCGCGAAGCUCGGUAACGGCACCACCGGAAGUACGCAAUCAGCUGCCCUGGUCGUACUUCCCGGCCACGGACGAUAAGAAGGCAGCCGGCAAGCGGUUAACGUCCACGCUGACGGAGGAGAAAGAAUUCCCCGGUGAGGAGAAACAACUCCCAACGCACAAGGCCGGUGCGUUCGCCGACGAUCGGUCCAGCGUGACAACGGAUGAAGGAAAGUGGAGUGGACCGGAGUACAAAUACUAGUCAAAAUUCGCAACUCGGCCAUCACAGAGGCUAGCAUGGAAAUGGGGCCGGCCGUGGCGCAUAAAGGUCGCGGCUGCCUGGCUGUUACUUUUUUGUAAAUAUCUCUACUAUCUUGUUUAAAUCCCGCAACGACACUGUACUUAGAGAGCGAAGCGAGUAAGAGGAACGUGCCCUUUGCGACCGUUAUUUCGCUCGUGUUAAGUGAUAGGAGCAAUGGCGAGCAGCAAAUUAACACAACGAUCGAGAGCGAGGCUCCGAGCGAGUUUCGCUGCCAGGAAUCUGGUGGAAUGUUAAAACGAAAACGAGUAUACGAACACAACUAGUAGAAAGGAAAAGCGUACAACAAUAGUGUUGAACAUGGUGAUAAAAUGAUGAAGGAAGAGGGAGAGAGAGAGAUGUCAUACUACUGCUACGUUAACCACUGGUCGAUGUGGAAAACCGAGCAUUUUAAUGUAAAAUAUACGGGUUACAUUUAACUGUAA